CCUCCGGCCGGACCAGGAAGUGAAGAUGGCGGCGGCGGCCGCGGCGGCGGCGAUGGCCGCGGACGAAGCAGAGCGGGCGCGGGGCCGGCGCGCCGCCCUGUCCUUCGCGACCAUCGCCGUGGUGCUGGGGCUGCCGCUGUGGUGGAGAACGACCGAGACCUACCGCGCCGCGCUGCCCUACGCGGACAUCGACGGGCUGGGCCAGCAGCCGGUUCAGCUGGUCGUGCCCGUGGCCGUGGUCUUCAGCCCGGGGUCCGUGCCCGGGGACCUGCCGAGCCCGCUGCCCUUCAGGGACGUGCAGGAGAUGGAGAUUUCUGUGAACCUGAGAAACAGUGUCACAUCCCGCUAUGAGAUGGCCUAUCGGGCCACCACAGCCCAGGAGGAGGCAGCUCUGGCUGCCGCCACUCCACGAGAGGCUGACGCUGCUUUGCACCCGCUGCAGGACGUCUCGAUGGGCUCCCUCACCGUGUACGUGGUCCCCGAAACCUCCUCUCUUCUGCCUCAGGGCACCACCGUCUACGUGGGGAGGCACCGCGGCGCCCUGGUGAGGGCUGGGGGCUCCCUGGCUGCCCUCCACACCCGCCUCCGGCAGGUGACACAGGUGAUGUCCUUCACGGCCGCCUCCAUCGCCUCCGCCCUCUCGGACCGUGUGCCCGAUGGCCGGCUCAGCCCCGACGCAUGGCGCGCCCUGAAAUCCAGCCUGGGGUAUGAGAUCACCUUCAGCCUGCUGAACCCUGACCCCAAGUCCCACGCCGUGGACUGGGACAUCGAGGGGGCCGUGAACCGCUACGUGAAGCCCGUCCUGGACAAACUGAGCUUGGUGGCCAACUUCUCUGUGGACUCACAGAUCCUCUACUAUGCCAUCCUAGGAGUGACACCACGCUAUGACAAGGAAUCCUCCAGCUUUCUCCUGAGCGCUCACAGCCUCCCACACGUCAUCAACCCUGUGGAGGCCCGCCUGGGCUCCAGUGCUGCCUCGCUCUACCCUGUGCUGAACUUCCUGCUGUACGUGCCAGAGCGCUCCCACUCCCCUCUGUACAUCCAGGACAAGGAUGGAGCCCCAGUGAGCACCAACGCCUUCCACAGCCCCCGCUGGGGUGGCAUCAUGGUUUACAACGUUGAAGCCCCUGCUUCCUCCCAAGCCUCCCUCCCGCUGCAUGUGGACGUGGACAUGGCACGAGUGAUGGAGGUUUUCCUGGCCCAGCUCCGGUUACUCUUUGGGCUGUCUCGGGAAGAGCUGCCCCCUGACUUCCUGCUGGAAAGCCCAGGGAAUGAGGGGCUGGCUGACUGGGAACUGGACCACCUGCUCUGGGCCCACACUGUGGAGAACAUUGCCACUGUGUCCACCACACUGACCUCACUGGCCCAGCUCCUGGACAAGAUUGGGAACAUCGUCAUCAAGGAUGAUGUUGCCUCUGAGGAUUCCUCCUGCUGA
Molecule: messenger RNA, 1435 nt
Organism: Empidonax traillii (willow flycatcher)
Lineage: Eukaryota; Metazoa; Chordata; Aves; Passeriformes; Tyrannidae
Gene: PIGS
Product: phosphatidylinositol glycan anchor biosynthesis class S
Exons: 12
Coding region: 26-1435 (469 amino acids)
Biological process (GO): attachment of GPI anchor to protein
Cellular component (GO): GPI-anchor transamidase complex
Source: RefSeq, a predicted model, not a curated record